Messenger RNA from Hermetia illucens (black soldier fly), 2165 nucleotides. It is a transcript of the gene Setd3, whose product is annotated as actin-histidine N-methyltransferase. NCBI's taxonomy places the organism in Eukaryota, Metazoa, Arthropoda, Insecta, Diptera, Stratiomyidae. Gene Ontology annotation, molecular function: protein-L-histidine N-tele-methyltransferase activity; histone H3K36 methyltransferase activity; transcription coactivator activity. Gene Ontology annotation, biological process: peptidyl-lysine monomethylation; peptidyl-lysine dimethylation; peptidyl-lysine trimethylation. Bases 285 to 1814 code for a protein of 509 amino acids. The record is from RefSeq and is a predicted model, not a curated record. The transcript is spliced from 3 exons.
UUUACAUUCACUCACAAGUGUGGUGUCUCGAAAUAAGUUUUCUCACUGAAAUCUCCGAAUUUCCCAAAUUCUAUUUAUAAAACUUGCAUGAAACCGUCAUUCGAAUGUCGUGAUUCAACUCAGUGAACGCUUCAAUGAUAUUUUAAGUGCUGUCGUGAGUUAUCAGCGUGCAUAUUUUCGCGAAAGAGACCACGUUUUCAAUAGCGCCCGGGUUACAACUGUGCCAAUCGGAAUCAUCCGUUCGUUUUGUGAAUUAAUUAGACUCUGAGUGAAUUGCGUGCAUAAUGGGCAAGAAACCACAGAAGAAGGCCAACGUACCAAAGGAUGCUCCCAAGAAGCUUUCGGCACAGAAACGCCACGAGCUGGACCAACUCAUUGAUAAGCUAUUCAAAUUGGGAUUCAGACAGACCCAGGCGCCCGCCGACCAGUGGAAUGAGUACGUCGAGAUACAGGGCAUUCUCGAUCGGGUCCAGGCGAUCGAGAGUACCUUGAAGGUGAAAAGCUCGGCCGCGAAGAACCGCCUGGCCACCAUCGAGACGUUCUGCAAGUGGUGCGAGGAGAACGGCGCCCAGUUCGAAGGCGUCAAGAUCGCCGAAUUUCCAGGCUAUGAACUAGGCCUCGAGGCGAGCAAGGAUUUCAAGCAGAACGAUCUCGUGCUCACGGUCCCCGUGAAGAUGAUAAUGUCCGAGGAGCGUCUCACGAGCUACUUGAUCCCGAUAGUCUCGGAGAUUCCGUUGCUCGACUCCAUGACAAACGUGAAGCUGGCCUUUGGUCUCCUGCUGGAGCGGCUUCGCCCCGACUGCUUCUGGAAGCCAUACAUCGAUCUGCUGCCCGAGCGGCAUGCAACGGUGCUUUAUUUUUCGGUUAACGACAUGCAGGAGCUGAAGGGCUCGAAUCUGCUGGGGCAGGCGCUCAACCAGUGCAAGAGCAUCGCCAGGCAAUAUGCGUUCAUACACAAAUGCGUGCAGAAAGUGGAUACAACGAAAUUCGGCUCCGAUUCGGUGGGAAAGGAGACUUUCGAGACGUUGAAGGAGAAGUUCACGUACGAGUUUUAUCGAUGGGCAGUAUCUACGGUAAUGACCCGACAAAAUGCUAUUCCACGCUCCCAACCACAACCGGAUAAUGAACAAGCAGCAAAUCUUAUGCCAGCAUUAAUUCCUCUAUGGGAUCUGGCCAACCACAAGGAAGGAAGCUUCUCAUCGUCCUAUAACAUUGAACAGGAACGUCUUGAAAGCUGUGCCCUUUCUGAUUUUAACAAGGGCGAGCAGAUUUUCAUAUAUUAUGGUGAUCGAUCGAAUGUGGAAUUUCUAAUACAUAACGGCUUUGUAUAUCCAGAAAAUACUAAAGACAGCGUUACAAUUCGCCUGGGCUUGAGUGCUUCCGACGAACUACUCUCAGAGCGUACCAUCCUCUUGGAACGCUUAAAAAUCACGAAAAAUUUCGAAUUUAAAAUUCUCAAGAUGCCAGAUUACAUCUCACCCGAACUACUGGCAUUCGUACGAAUCUUCAAUAUGAAUCUUGAACAAUUGAAUCACUGGACUGACUCGGAACGAGCUGCGGAUCUCCUGCACAUGGACUGUGCUCUCGAAACUAGUCUCGAAUCAAAAACUUGGAUGUUUUUACAAACUCGACUAACGCUUCUGCUCAGAGCUUUCCCGACUACUUUGGAAGAGGACGAAACCCUCCUCUCGAAUCAUAUCAAAGGACAAGCGAAGCUGGGAUACAUCAAAGCGAUGGUCGUACAAUAUCGAAUCCUUGAAAAGAGAAUACUCACAAACGCAUUAGAAUAUGCCAAGCAACGAACAAAACCAUGAAUGGACAGAACAAGCUUUUUUCUCGUAUUAUGUAGUUAAGAUACUAACAGUCUGUUUUUUGAAUCUGCUUUUGUAAAACUUUUUUUCAGUUUGUUUUUAACACAUUGGCUGCUGUGCAGACACACAUAGCUGUAAUAUAAUAGAAUUUUGAUAGUUAAGUCAUGCGACUUCGCCCAGGCACUGCAUAAUUGGUUCUAGUGAAGUUGAAACCGAACAUUGUUCAAAAAACCCUUGAAAAUGGAGGAUUGGAUAUAUUUAUGGAGUCGUGAUUUGAACAAAGAAUUUGCACAUCGUACGCCUUACUUUAUAAUAUUUAUAAUUUUCCGCAUAAUAGAGUGAUUUUCAGAAGAA